AUGGAAGUGGCUCCUACGCUUAUGCUGAAUUCCACGGCGGCAUCACCUCCUGGAGGUGCUGUGCCUCCUGGGUUUCCUGGACGACCGUCGUUUCCGGGCUGUCCUGGUGCUCCUGGCUGUCCUGGUGGUCCGGGUGGUCCAUCGUUUCCGUUACCUCCUGGCUGUCCGGGUCCUCCUGCAUUUCCGGGAGCUCCAGGUGGUCCAGCUGGUCCAGGUCCUCCGGGAGUGUUGGUAGAGGUGGUGCCGCUCUGUCCGGGCUGUCCAGGUUGUCCAUCGCCUCCUGGGUUUCCUGGUGCUCCAGCAUCUCCUGGAGGUCCUGGCUGUCCUGGCUGUCCAUCUGAACCAGGCUGUCCAGGGCCACCUGGGUUUCCGUUGGGUCCUGGGCCUCCGGGAUUUCCAUCUGGUCCGGGUGGUCCUGCGGGUCCAGGUGGGCAAGUGACGCAACCUCCGGGUGGAGAUGGGCAGUUGACUGGAGUAGAAAGAAACCAACCAGGUGAUCCAGGCUGUCCGGGAGGUCCAGGAGGUCCAGGUGGGCAGUUGACUGUUGGAGUCGUGCACUGGCAGUAUGAGGGAAGACCGGCUUGCCUCUUGCUACGGAAGAUAGAGCCGAAGGGAUUCUCACGUGGCUUGGUUGGGGGAGCAACAGGUGACUUGGAAGUCCAUCAUCUGGCUCCAGGCGGAGUCAGUCUCGACGCGGAACACGGACACGCCGUCGAGGACCUCAUCGUGGAUCUCGUUGAUGGUGUUGUACAGCGACGGAACCACAAUGAGGCAGGCAACAAUGGCCAAAAGAGAGCAGGCCGAAGCCACGCCGACGAUGAGUUUUUCCUCGAACAUGUCGUGUUGUCAGCUUGGGAGCCAGUGCUCUUUUAUAGUGAUAAGCAUGGUUGCGCCAUUCCAUGCGGACUGCAACUUCCUAUAAUAACUGAUAAGUGGAUGCGAUUUUUUGGCGUUGUAAUUACUUCGCAGUAA
Molecule: messenger RNA, 972 nt
Organism: Cooperia oncophora
Lineage: Eukaryota; Metazoa; Nematoda; Chromadorea; Rhabditida; Trichostrongylidae
Source: the annotation of a GenBank genome assembly